Messenger RNA from Odocoileus virginianus texanus, 2644 nucleotides. The record is from RefSeq and is a predicted model, not a curated record. NCBI's taxonomy places the organism in Eukaryota, Metazoa, Chordata, Mammalia, Artiodactyla, Cervidae.
CUCAGCACCCACUGGGCCCCAUCAGAUGCUCCCAGCAACCUGGGUGGUGGGUAGGGCAAAGUGUGCUGGCCCAUUUUCCCUAAAGCUGUGGGACAGGAUCUUAGGUCAGUGCAUGACUUGCCCAUGGUAUGGAAGGCACCCACAUGUGUUCUCUUGGCUGGGCUCUCACCACAGCUCGAAUGGCCUCCUCCCAUGCGGGCUCUCACAAGACUUCCAGCACUGAGGGCCGAGGAACCCCUGUGCCCAAAGGGGUGAGAGCUUGCCCUGGACAAUGAAAUGAGACACAGCCUAGUCCCCAGGGCCCAUCAGAGCCACACCACAGUGCCACCCUGGGCACCCAGGGAGACAGGGGCUGGGGUGUCCAGGGGCACCUGCUAACCUCGGGCACUUGGGUGUUUGUGGUGUGACUGUGGGAAUGCCGGCAGAAUCUAGAGGAGUUCUGUGGCCUGGGGCACUUCUGGAGUCCCUGGGGCCGGGGGAGGGCCUGUGUCCAGCCUUCCUUCUGUGUGGGACAUGACAUCUCCUUGCCCUCUUCCUACAUUCUCACCAGGCUCCAGUUUCUGUAGGGGUAGAACAUCUGGUGUCUGUCCUCUGGCAAACACUCACCCCCCACAGGCUCUGUUCUGGGUUUGGGGAUAUAGCUUCAAGCAUGGAAGGGCAUGACGCCCCCCCCCACCCCAUUUCAGCCCAGUCUGUGUCUCCGUGGUUGUCAUCCUUUUACUUGCUGUGUUGGACUUCCUGUCUUUGUUAAAAAACACACACACACACACACCCACCACUAGGCUGUCACCCCAGUGGGCUGGGCUGUUGGUUGCACUCACAGUGCACCCAGGUGGCUGCCUGGCUCUGCGUGGGAACUCAGCAAAUACUUCUCCAGUUAGUAGGAACAGACACACCCUGGAGAGACACAGGCUAUAAACAAGCAAGAAAACCCAAGCAGAGAUGCUCUCCACAAGUGAGAUAUAUCAGCUCCUGUUGAAAAUGGAUGACUUGGAGUCAGAGUUCAAUCUGAAAGUCGUCCUGGUCUGUUUCAAGCAGUGUCUCAAUGAAAAGGAGGAGGUGCUGCUGGAAUACUACCUCGAUGGCUGGAGGGGGCUGGUCAGGUUCCUGAAUAGUCUGGGCACCAUCUUCUCAUUCAUCUCCAAAGACGUGGUGACAAAGCUGCAGAUUAUGGACCAGCUGCGAAGCGGCCCCCAACAGGAGCACUACAGCAGCCUGCAGGCCAUGGUUGCCUACGAAGUGGGCAACCAACUGGUGGACCUGGAGCGGCGCUCACGCCACCCCGACUCAGGCUGCCGGACGGUGCUACGGCUACACCGCGCGCUUCAUUGGCUGCAGCUCUUCCUGGAGGGCGUCCGCACAAGCCCUGAGGACGCGCGCACUUCCGCGCUCUGCACCGACUCCUACAAUGCCUCGCUGGCCACCUACCACCCCUGGAUCAUCCGCCGGGCUGUCACCGUGGCCUUCUGUGCGCUGCCCACACGCAAGGUCUUCCUGGAGUCCAUGAACGUUGGGUCCUCCCAACAGGCUGUGGAGAUGCUAGACGAGGCCCUGCCCUUUAUUGAGCGUGUCUACAACAUCUCACAGAAGCUCUAUGCCGAGCACGCCCUACUGGACCUGCCAUAGGGGCUGGUGGGACCCAGGUUGGGUGGGCUUCCCCUGAUCCAGAGGUGGGCAGGGCAGCCAGGACACAUCAGUCCCACUAUGGAACUUUCCGGGCUCCCCUGUGAGCUGAGCUUGUCAGGAGCCACUCAGAUUGUGCGCACGGGCCACAGACGGGCUUCAACAGAGGAGGCAGACGUUGGCCAUCUGCUCUGCGCCCGGCCUCUCCCUUGCCCAGGCAUCUCAUCUUUACCCUCUACCAAGUUACACCCGUGUAGUUAGGCCUCUCCUGGGUGGGUGAAGUGCUGGAGGCGGGGGCAGGCAGGAUCAGUGUUCAUGGAAAAGCUGCCCCUACUUGGGGGUCAAGUCUGUGGGCUGGGGGAGUCAGAGGGCCCGGGAUGUAGUGUUUGCCCACCUGGGCUGCCUUGAGCCUUCUGUACCAGCUAGCUGACCCCAGGACAGGGAGAAAACCCCUGGGCAGGGGUCACCUUUGCGGGAUUUCUCCCUGCCCCUGGCCUCCUUCUUAGCUAGGGGCGCACAUGUCCUUGGCUGUGACAGCAGGACCUGAAGCCCCAAAGAAAGGCCUGCUCUGCCUCCACUGCCCUGCACGCACACAGCAGCCUUCUGCAGCCUCAAGUCUGCACAGCACAGCACAACCCUGGAUGAGAAUCCCUGGAACCCAGGACUCCUCUGCCCAGUGCUCGCUUCUCCCUCCUCAGUGUCUACACAUCCAGAUGCUGUGUCCCUUCUUCCUGGCCCCAUACUGCUCUGUCCCCAUGUACUCAGGAGACCUAGAAUGACACAACAUGGGAGGGAGCCUGGGCCACUUCGCCUCAGUGACAGGCUGACAGGUGACCACACCCAGCCUGGCCAUCAUCCAGUGAUUGGGGGUCUGGUCCCCCCCACAUCCUCUGUGAGCCCAGAAUGUCAGGUGCCAAGGUGACAGUAUCCACCAAGAGCAAAUGUGUGUAAGUGAGCUUUCAGGGACCCUAGGCGCUGUAACACAGGUGAUGGCUUUUCCAAAAUAAAGAAAUUGCACUUA